GUGACGUCACAUUCUUCCUUCCAAUCAGAACGCGGCUUUGCUCGGGUCACCCAAUCAGAGCUGCCGUUUCCCCAAGUGCUGGAAGGUUUGGCACGCGUCAGAACGGCGGGAAUUUGAUGUCACAGUAGCCCGCGAAAACUUGGAGGAGGUCGGUUGACCUUAUACAAAGUUUACGGACAUCCAUUUUAUUUACUACUCUGCGAUGGGAAUUCAGGGCCUAGCUAAGCUGAUCGCUGAUGUGGCACCCGGAGCCAUAAAAGAGCAUGACAUAAAGAGUUACUUUGGGCGUAAAGUAGCCGUGGACGCUUCUAUGUGCAUCUACCAGUUUCUUAUAGCUGUACGGCAGGAUGGAAAUAUGCUUCAGAAUGAGGAAGGUGAAACCACCAGCCACUUAAUGGGCAUGUUCUAUCGUACAAUACGUAUGGUGGAGCACGGCAUCAAGCCUGUUUAUGUAUUUGAUGGGAAACCACCACAGCUGAAGUCGGGGGAAUUGGCCAAGCGCAGUGAAAGGAGGGCAGAAGCAGAGAAAUUGCUAGAGGCAGCACAAGAAGCAGGUGAAGUCGAGAACAUUGAGAAAUUCAAUAAGAGGCUCGUAAAGGUGACCAAACAACACAAUGAAGAGUGCAAACAACUGCUCACAUUGAUGGGCAUCCCCUAUGUUGAGGCACCUUGCGAGGCUGAGGCUACGUGUGCUGCUUUAGUGAAAGCUGGGAAAGUGUACGCUGCUGCCACUGAAGAUAUGGAUGCAUUGACUUUUGGCACUCCUCUGCUGCUGCGUCACCUCACUGCUAGUGAGGCCAAAAAGCUGCCAAUCCAGGAGUUUCAUCUCACCCGUGCUCUAGAAGACAUAGGAAUCACACAAGAGCAGUUUAUUGACCUCUGUAUACUGCUGGGCAGUGAUUACUGUGAGACCAUUCGUGGUAUUGGUCCAAAGAGGGCUAUUGAACUAAUCCGACAGCAUAAAACUAUAGAAGAGAUAAUGGAUAACAUUGACCUUAAGAAAUACCCUGUGCCUGAAAAUUGGCUGCACAAAGAAGCUCGCCAGCUCUUUAUCGAACCCGAAGUGGUUGAUGUUAAUGGUGUGGAUCUGAAGUGGGUUGAUCCAGAUGAGGAUGGUCUGGUGGCCUUCAUGUGUGGAGAGAAGCAAUUCAGUGAAGACCGUAUACGUAAUGGAGCCAAGAAGCUGACUAAGAACCGUCAUGGCAGUACACAGGGCCGAUUAGAUGACUUUUUCAAAGUGACUGGAUCCAUCAGCUCUACGAAAAGGAAGGAAACUGAUGUUAAAGGAUCAGCCAAGAAAAAGGCAAAAACUGCAAGCACCCCAUCUGGGAAGUUUAAGAGGGGCAAGUGAAAAAAGCCAGGGGACUGAAUACAGAGAAAGGGGCUGUUUCUUAAGUAGUAUGUGUAUAAAUGAUGUUUAUAUGUUUUGUCCAUUGCAAAAAAGAUAAAUCUGUCUUUUUUCUGUCCAGUUAAGUGUUUAUAUAAAAGAAUUAUGGGCUGCACUAUUUUCUCUUUUCAAGACAUUGAAAAUUGUUACUGAUAGCGCCAUUUAGUUUUAAGUAUAUUCUAUUCCACGCUUACCUGUACAUGUGUUGACUUAAUAAAAAAAAAAAUAGCAGCAGCAGUACAAUCUUGGUUCCAUGACUCAAUUUAUUUAAGUUAUCCUUACCUAAUAAAGGGGUUAUGUGGCAGGAAGGGAGACGUGUACCUGUUUACCUGCAGUGCCUCUGAUAUCCUGCUCUGGUACACUGAUGAGAUCCUUUUCCUGAGCUGCAGAGAGACACCUGAGCCUAGGAAGCACCUGGGCCCAAUGUGUCAUUGAUGCUCACCAAUUAACUGGCCGAGGCAGACUGAGAGGCAAUACGACACAUUGGGCCCGGGCAUAACUCUAAACUCCCUCCUGCUGGAUAACCCAUUUUACAUUUAUAACAGAAAUUUUUAAAUGACUGCUCAUGCUGUUUGAUGGCUUCAUGUACUUACAGGCUGUUUGCUCUGUUUGUUUCAAUCUCAGGCUGAGUAGGAGAAGACUGGAAUUAUUGCAGCCUUUUACUUAGUGCUGGGUGGUAUAUCGGUUCAUAUCGAAUACCAAAAAUUUUUCCCCUCACGAUAUGAAUUUUUCCCAUACUGCAAUACCGGUUGGGCCCCUCCCCCCUCGAAUGACUUAAUUAUCACAUCAGUUUAUCAGCCCAGCGCUGUGCUGUCCCCCACAUCGGGGAACUAAUCAUAUGUCAUUU
Messenger RNA from Hyla sarda, 2234 nucleotides. It is a transcript of the gene FEN1, whose product is annotated as flap structure-specific endonuclease 1. Gene Ontology annotation, molecular function: manganese ion binding; RNA-DNA hybrid ribonuclease activity; 5'-3' exonuclease activity. NCBI's taxonomy places the organism in Eukaryota, Metazoa, Chordata, Amphibia, Anura, Hylidae. The coding region runs from base 203 to 1351 and encodes 382 amino acids. The transcript is spliced from 2 exons. Gene Ontology annotation, cellular component: nucleus. The record is from RefSeq and is a predicted model, not a curated record.